UAACCACAGAACUUUAUUCUGGGCCGUUCAACACAAAUAGGUCACAAAUAGAGCUAGCUAGCUGACUAGACUGAGCAUGCAAACUUGCCAGUGUUGGAGAUGGAGAUAUCUUUAACUGUGGAAGAGAAGUUGGACAAGCAGAGAUGGUACAUUGGUGAGGUGACCCAGGAGGUUGCAGAGUCCCUACUCUCCUCCAAUAAACAGCCUCACUCCUUCGUGGUCUUCACUCAACCAGACACUCGGCAGUACAUUCUCAGUGCAAGGUUUCCACUGGAGGGACUGGAGGAUGGAGUUAUUGAACAUCUGGUCAUUCUCUGUGAGGAGGGAAGGUGGUGCAUCACUGGACAGACGGACGAGUAUGAUGAUGUCAUCGAGGCUGUGAACUGUUACGUGUUGACCUUUGACCCUCCACUGAUGCCGGCUCUCCAGGGAAAGAGUUUCGAGACUCAGUUCAGUGUCACUAGUGCACCCCCCGAAUAUGACAAAGCCAACAGAGUACUAAAGCCCGACAUAGCUCCCCUACCAGACAUCACCAAAAUCAAAGUAGCCGACGAGAAAACAGUGGAAGCUCAGAGUGGGCGUAUCUCCCCCAGCAGUGACGAUGACAGUGGUCCUAGCAAUAGGAGGAGGAGGAGGAGACCUCCCUCAUUUUUGAACAGGAGCAUAUGGCUUCGGUACAGCGAGCACCAUCGCUGUCAUCCUAAGAACGUUUGCUCAGGUUGCUGCUAUAGACCAAGCGAGUGGAGUGUGAACAGAGUUACGCACCACUCCUACAAAUGGUACGAUCCGCGUGGCUCGGGGCCCCUCAGGGCAUUGGGUUUGAUACUGUUAUGGCUUUUAUGUUGGCCUUGUUUUGCUUGUGCUGGUUGCUGGUUUCUUUUAGUAGAUUUUUGCUGUACUGUGUGCUGUGAUGGCUAGCUAUGACAGCUUUUAAACUUUGUUUCCAUGUACUUGUUUGUGUGUUCAAUUGUGCACUUAAGUAAAUUGCUGCUUCAUCAAUUGUCUUAUUGAAUUGUCAAGCAGUGAUCAUGAACAAUAGAUCAGCAACUUCUAAAGCUAGAGAAAUAUUGCUAGCUGCUAGUAAAACUGUAAUGUUAUGCUCAAGAUCAAUAUUUUUAGCUCAUAAAUAUUUACUAUGGAAUGAACACAAACAAUUAUUAUCAUUAUUUGUAAUUAUUUUGUGUACAUGUAAUUAUAUAUCAAGUUAUAGUAUAUCUUUUAUUUAUUAUUAUUUUUUAUUACUUAAUUUUUGUUUAGACCUUGCCAUGUCUUGUAACAUACAUUGCAAAACCAUUUUGUUAUGGUUUUG
Molecule: messenger RNA, 1309 nt
Organism: Halichondria panicea
Lineage: Eukaryota; Metazoa; Porifera; Demospongiae; Suberitida; Halichondriidae
Exons: 7
Coding region: 100-918 (272 amino acids)
Source: RefSeq, a predicted model, not a curated record